UUGUUUUAUUUUGAAAGUCAUCACAGGAAGCUAUCAGACAUCAUCCUGUUUCACUUCACACUGAGAGGCACAUCUUUGAUUUCAUGCAAAGUAAGCAGGAGCUGCAGGAUCAUGUGGAAUACUUUCAUGGAGACAUCCUGACACUGAAGACACAAGGAUGUCUUGGCCCGCUCUGUACACUCAGUUGGUCGGGGCGAACCGUCAUGCCACCAGCCUGGGUAAAAUCUGGCUCUCUGUGCUUUUUAUUUUCCGGGUCAUGGUGCUGGUUGUUGCCGCGGAGAGCGUCUGGGGGGACGAGCAGUCUGACUUCACCUGUAACACAUUGCAGCCUGGCUGUGAAAACGUCUGCUAUGAUCAGUUCUUUCCUGUGUCCCACAUCCGUCUCUGGUGUCUUCAGCUUGUCUUUGUCUCCACGCCAACACUCCUGGUUGCCAUGUAUGUGGCCUAUCGUAACCACAGAGAUAAGAGGAAGCUCCUUCAGAGUCCUGGUAGAGCUGGGUUUCUCAGUGCAAAGGGCCAAGAUGAGGAGUUAGAGACUCUGAAAAAGCGGAGGCUCCCAAUAGCUGGUGCCCUCUGGUGGACAUAUGCCUGCAGCCUGGUGUUCAGGCUGCUGUUUGAAGCAGGAUUCAUGUAUGCUCUGUAUGUGGUGUACGAUGGUUUCCAGAUGCCACGGCUGGUGCAAUGUGAUCAAUGGCCAUGUCCUAACCUGGUGGACUGCUUCAUCUCACGUCCAACUGAGAAAACCAUCUUCACUGUUUUCAUGGCCACUACCUCAUCUAUCUGCAUGGUCCUUAACAUGGCUGAACUUGUAUAUCUUGUCAUCAAGGCUGUCUCUAGGGGUCUGUGUGAUCAGAAGGAGAGGAAAUUAGGCAGCAGAGAGAAGAUGCGGAUCAGGACUAACCAGAAGUCACUUGUUUCAACCUGAUUUUGAAAUGUAGCUAGAAGACGGAGGGUGGAGAAGAAACUGAUAAAAACAUUGUCAUUUUAGAGAUAUAAUGCAUGUGUGAGAAUCAUAAAUGUAAAUACAACUCACAAAUUGGACAUUUUCAAUGAUAAUCUAUAGAAAAUCAAGGGGUGGAGAGGAUGUUAGCAUCUUAAAACUAUACUUUCAUGUUAAAUGAGGUUGUAUGUAGAUAAGCUGUUUAACAAAUAAAAAUAUAAAUACAUCAUGUGUAUUUAACUACAUGUGUUUAAUGUUGAAGUCAUUUUAAAUACUUUUUAUUCUGUUCAAUGUCCAGAAUCAUGUUCUAUAAAUUGUUUGUAGAAAGAAAAAAAUGGGGACAGCUACAAUUUCCUAUGAGUACAAAGCAAACAGACCACAAGAAGGCAGUAAUGUAAAGCAGCAGUCCCCAACCCCCGGGCCUUGUCCUGAUUGAAAGGUCCUGAUGAAAAGCCACUGAUGUACAAAUAUUUACAAAAAGUUGUAUUUUUCAUAAUAAUUAAUUGAAUGCAAAAAUUCUCCAGAUAACAUUUAAUCUUCUUUUCAUUUGACUGGUUAUGUAGUUUAUUCUUAUGAUAUUUAUGAUGUUUGUUUUUAAAGGAAUGAAAAAGACAAACCCAUGAAUUCUUUUGUUCUGUAAUGAGAUACUGUACUCUGCUGACCCCUGCUGGUGAGCAAACAGGUCUGCAACAAUUCCUUCCCCUACCCAGAGGGACUUUUUUUGGGUGACACAAAACUAAGUGAUAACAUAGGUGAAUAGAUGGUGUCACCCCAUUCUUUGUAGUUGUUAAGAAGCAACAACAAAAAACUUGUUUUCUUUUACAGAAAAAGAAAAAACUUUGCAACAUUUUGGAGUGAAAAAAGGUUUUUAAAAAAGCUACAGUGACAUUUAGAAUUUAUUUGUCUCUGCCUGCAUUCUUAAGACUGUGGAUGUUAUUUAUCACUCUACUUUUCAUAUUUAUUCCAGUCAACAUUUAUACUAUGAAUCACUUAAUCUCACAUGAAUACUGAGGUAGUCUUUUCUGUUUAAAAGAUGUGAAAAUGGGCUAUAUGUCAGUGUUUAAUUAUAAGGCUGUCAUUUGGUGGAUAGAAUUCAUUUUAUUGUACACUGGCGCUCUGGGCCAUAUUAAGCUUGGCCACACGGCUGACUAUUGCUGCAAGAUUUUCAUGUCUGUACUAAGCUUGGGAUAACUGGUUUUAGUUUCUGUGUUUUCUGCUUCUGUUUAUAUUUUGUCUUUACAUUUGUAUUUUGUUGUGUUUAAUUUCU
Molecule: messenger RNA, 2207 nt
Organism: Haplochromis burtoni (Burton's mouthbrooder)
Lineage: Eukaryota; Metazoa; Chordata; Actinopteri; Cichliformes; Cichlidae
Product: gap junction beta-2 protein
Exons: 7
Coding region: 158-925 (255 amino acids)
Biological process (GO): cell communication
Cellular component (GO): connexin complex
Source: RefSeq, a predicted model, not a curated record